AUAGAAAACAGGAACACCACGACCACGAGCGUGACUAAGUAAUAAUUUUCUCAGCGCUUAAAUUUAGAAGCUCUGGAUCAUAAGGUGUCCACUUUUUGCAAGCGCUUCUAUCACGACGAUUUUUCAUAUCAAGAAAGGAAAGAAAAAUGGCUUCGCAGUUCUUGCCUCCCGGACAGCAUUUCGGUCCACCACUAGUAUUGCGGAGUAAAGUCGCCCUACUCGGCGCAGCAAAAUCAGGGAAAACGGCGUUGAGGGAAGUCGCGUGUGAAAAUCCGUUUCCACGAUCAUAUACAGUCACGCUAGCACGCGAGUCGUCAGUGAAAACGGUGCCAAUAACGGAGAAAAACAUAACAGUGGAAUUGCAUUUGCAGGAAUGUGGGAGGUACUCAGAUUCCGGUUUAAAGCUGCGUGUCUUGAUGGUAGUUUUCGCAUUGAGGUGUGUGUAACAAAGUCGUCCAGGCGAGAGUCGCAUGUUGCAUUGUCUACUCAUGACUACAGAGACAUCUCUCAUUUCUAAGACUUCGAAGACGUAAGUCGAAAUAUCUAAGUCCCGAGGCAUCCUAUCCUAUCCUAUCCUAUCCUAUCCCAGCAUUAUCACGCAAUUGCAUGAAAAAACACAGUUUCGACCGCUUACCGGGUCAACUCGAGAAAGCAAUCAAUGGUUGCUCUGUCUUUGUGUUGUGCUAUGACGUGACAGAUGCGGAGUCGUUUUCACAACUUGGAGAGUUCCUACAGACGAUCGACAAAGUGUGUGAGGCGCCUGCUUGCGUAUGUGUGGUGGGGAAUAUUAUGGACGGAAGUUUGUGAUUGUGAGUGUGACUAAGUUCCGUCUGCCGCCGGUUUGCGGACUGGAUAAUAAAGCUGAGGCCGCUCUUUCAGUAGCCGCAGGAUACAAAAAAAAACUUUUUUCUGAAGUCUCCAAAUCCAAAUCUUGUUACCUUGUUUUUGUUAUUUUAUUAUUAACCAUUAGCACUGCCAUAUUAGUAUUAUACAUAUAUAUAUUUUUUUAUCUAGUUUAAGUAUAUAUAUAGCACUUUCUUUACUCCAAUCAACUCUUGUAGGACAACCCACUAACAACCACCAUAGGGAAUGAAAUCCAAAAAUGACCUCUUGACCCGUCUCCAGCUGUCUACUCGACAGCUACCACUGAAGACUAUUAACUUGGCUCUUGUGUUAUAUUUUUUUGUCCAAGGAAACUGAAGGAUCUUGGUCUUCUUCGGUUCAACACAUUAUUAACCAUUAGCACUGCCAUAACUUCAUGAUAAGAGAUGGGGCAAUUUGAAUGAAGUAGUCUGAACUUCUUCAAGAUGGAGAUCCACGAGCACGAGUGCUCUCUCAUCAAGAUUUUCCUUCUUUCAAGGCUAGCUCAUUCUCCUUGGGAGUAUGUUUGUUUGUUCACCAAGGCUAGCUCAUUCUCCUUGGGUGGAGUAUCAUGUUUGUUCAUCUAGUACUAGUAGUCUAUUUCUUGUCUCUACUAGUAGCUUCUCCUCUAAGAUCCAAGUAGACCUUCCUGAAGGCGGUCGGAAGGUAGCGGAACAGACUGGAUUCGAGUUCUGUGGGAACAGGCCGGAUCAAAUGCGGUACUUCGACUGCUCCAUGCUCAACAACACUGGCCUGCCAGAUAUGUGCACACAUAUAGCACAGUUUGUAGCAGAAAACUACGAGGGAAGAGUAGCAGCGUUGAAUGCAAUGCAUGGUGGAAUGGGACCGUUCUGAAGUAGAGGUUUGUCUACUUUAUAGUAUCUUAAAGAGGAGCACACACGACGCGCGCGCAGUCACAGAAGAAGAUGCAUAUUGAAGAUGCUGCAUAGCUGUAGACAGCUACAAUAAGAAACUGCGAACCCGAGUCUCUUGCCUUCUUCGCUUCUCAUUCUUGGAGGAUGUCACGACUCCUGAUGAUGUGGAGUAUCCUCGCAACCGCAAAUGUGAUUAAGUUACUUGUUGUUUGGCAUUGGAUCCUCUCCAG
Messenger RNA from Amoebophrya sp. A25, 1966 nucleotides. The record is from the annotation of a GenBank genome assembly. Lineage: Eukaryota; Dinophyceae; Syndiniales; Amoebophryaceae.